Hemibagrus wyckioides is the source of this 2516-nucleotide messenger RNA. RefSeq names its product limb and CNS expressed 1 like (gene lix1l). Gene Ontology annotation, cellular component: cytoplasm. Bases 388 to 1395 code for a protein of 335 amino acids. The record is from RefSeq and is a predicted model, not a curated record. The transcript is spliced from 6 exons. Lineage: Eukaryota; Metazoa; Chordata; Actinopteri; Siluriformes; Bagridae. Gene Ontology annotation, biological process: autophagosome maturation.
AAUCUUAAAAAUGCUCUUACGUCUUUUUUUCUCCUCCGUGACCGGAAAUGGCUCGUGCUGAGGUUUAUUCCCCAAUGCUGUAGCUGUCCCUUUAUAAGUGCACUAAGUAGGGGGUGAAAGCACGAGCCCUUCCUCCCUAUCCAGUGCACUCGGUGAGUGAGAGAGGGGUGUUUGAUACCGGGGUAAUAACGGGACUCCUCCAGAGGGCAGAUUAUUUAUCCCGGGAUUAAAAUAAAGACAAUAAGAAGUUGCGACUUUGUUUGUGUAAGAGAUACCGUGUGUAGAGAGACCGAGAGAGGCGGGGCUCGGGCUGUGUGCGGUGUCGCGUUAUAACCUCGGAUUCAUAACCCCACUUUCAGCCUGUAACAGAGUUCCUGUUCGGAGACAAUGGAGUCUCUCCGCCAUCAGCAGCGCCUCCAGCCCGGGGUGGGAUACGGAGCCACACUCAGAGCCGCGCUCAGGCCCGGAGUCACCGGAACCGGAACCGUGGCCAGCUCCGGGCCUCCGCCGCCGCUCCCUCCGCUCCACAGCCUCAGUGCCGGGUUCAUGAGCCACACCGGACUCGGAGCUCCAGAACCGGUCACGAACCCGGCCGUGCUGCGGGAGGCGGUGGACGCGGUGGUGCGGAGCUUCGCCAAGCACACGCAGGGAUACGGCAGGGUGAACGUGGUGGAGGCUCUGCAGGAGUUCUGGCAGAUGAAGCAGUCUCGAGGAGCUGAGCUGAAGAACGGAGCGUUGGUGGUGUAUGAGAUGGUUCCUUCCAACAGUCCUCCAUACGUCUGCUAUGUCAGUCUCCCGGGGGGCAGCUGCUUCGGGAGCUUUCAGUUCUGUCCCACGAAAGCCGAGGCCAGACGCAGCGCUGCCAAGAUCGCCUUAAUGAACUCGGUGUUUAACGAGCAUCCGUCACGCAGGAUCACCGACGACUUCAUCGAGAAGAGUGUGUGUGAAGCUCUCGCAUCCUUCAACGGAAACAGAGAAGAAGCGGAUAAUCCCAACACGGGAAUCGGAGCGUUCCGCUUCAUGCUGGAGUCUAACAAGGGCAAGUCCAUGCUGGAGUUCCAGGAGCUGAUGACGGUUUUCCAGCUGCUGCACUGGAACGGAAGUCUGAAGGCCAUGAGGGAGAGGCAGUGUUCUCGACAGGAGGUGUUGGCUCAUUACUCUCACCGCGCUCUGGAUGAUGACAUGAGGACACAGAUGGCGGCAGAUUGGGUGAACCGUGAGCAUGGCCUGGCGGGCAGCGUGGCGCGAGAGCUAGCGGCCACUGAGCGAGAGCUGGAGGAGGCGCGGCUCGCCGGACGAGAGUUACGCUUUUAUAAAGAAAAGAAGGACAUCUUAAUCAUGGCACUGGGGCAACUGGGCAGCUCCAACAGCACCACACUGCCCCUGACCUGCUGAAGAGACGGGAUACAGCGGUGAUGGACCAUGUAAUGUCCACACACACACACACCACACACACACUCACACCACACACACACACCACACACACACUCACACACACACACACACACCACACACACACACCACACACACACUCACACACACACACAAGCGCACACACACACACACCACACACACACACACACACACACACACACUUACACACACACACACCACACACACACUCACACACACACACACACACACACACAAGCGCACACACACACACACCACACACACACUUACACACACACACACACACUUAUACAUAUACACACAUACACAUACACACACACUUAUACAUAUACACACACACACUUAUACAUAUACACACACACACACACACACACUUACACAAACAUAGACAUACAUAUACACACAUACACAUACACACACACUUAUACAUAUACACACACACACACACACACACACACACUUACACAAACAUAGACAUACAUAUAGACACACACACAUAGAUACACACACACACACAGAUGUUUCUCUGUAAGUUGGAGUUGGAGCUCAGACUGAAUUACAGAGUCAGAGUCAGAGUCAGAGCUGAGUGUAUAAAGCUCAGAUCUGGAGCAGGACCUGAUGUUCAGUAGUGUGUGUGUGUGUGUCGGUGCUACAGAGUUCAAAUCAUCAGUAAUCUUAUAGCCAUUAUAAACACACAGAAGUGCGAUCCAUCAUCUCCCCAACAUCAUCAUCAUCACCUUCAUCAUCAUCAUCAUCAUCAUCAUCAUCACAACACACGUCUGUGUAAACACACACACACACACACACUCCACAGAGAAUCUGGUGAUUAUUUUUGUAAGACAGUUUAUUGUUGUUGGUGUUGAACACACCUGUAUGGAUCUGAUCACCUCUCACUCACAACACUUGUGUAAAUGAUGUAGCGUGGCCAUUGUACUCCGGUCAUUUCUGUCGGGAUUGACCUUUUUAUACGACGCCAACCGGUUUUAUAUAACCACCGCCAUUUCUUUUCUACGACUCUUUAUUAUACCUCUGUUUGUGACGAUUCAGUAUCCAGUUUCCUUUCUAGAUUUAUAUUCUUUAAAUAAUAAAGACAUUUUACACUA